Molecule: messenger RNA, 1749 nt
Organism: Pseudogymnoascus destructans
Lineage: Eukaryota; Fungi; Ascomycota; Leotiomycetes; Thelebolales; Thelebolaceae
Exons: 3
Coding region: 1-1749 (582 amino acids)
Molecular function (GO): protein binding
Source: RefSeq, a predicted model, not a curated record
AUGGCAUCAAAUUUCUAUAUCGGCCAGCGGCUGUCUUAUGACUCUGUGCCUUGCACAGUGAGAUAUAUUGGGUCGGUAGCUGGCACGAAAAAUGACUGGUUGGGGGUUGAGUGGGACUACCCAUCGCGGGGCAAACAUGAUGGAGAGCAUAAGGGAGUCAAGUAUUUUGAUACUAGACGCGGGUCAACUAAUGCUGGCUCCUUUGUGCGCCCUACCCGAGUGCCAGAUGCCGUAGAGAGUUUCGUCGAGGCAGUGCACCGGAAGUAUGCCUCGGAAGACAUAGAAAGACGGGAUGAGCAAAACGAACUAAUCAAGAAGAAAGAAAUUGAGAUAUCUGGUAAGGUAGUCUACGAAGUGGGCUUUGAUAAAAUCAGGAAACAAAUGGCCCAGCUGGACGAAUUGAAGAUCGUGCUGGUGGACGGAAUGCGCAUUGUCAAGGCCUCAGCGGCAGGGAAACGAAUCAGGGAUAUAUGCCCAAUAAUAUCGGAGCUUGAUAUGAGCAGAAAUCUAUUUCAGAGUUGUGGAGAGAUCAUACAAAUAUGUGCGGAACUGGACCACCUCAAGAGUCUCAGACUAAAUGGGAAUCGUUUAACUAUUUUACCCCAAGAGUUUGAAGGCGGGGAAUCCCAGAACGCCUUUGCAGGUGUGACAGACCUCAGUCUCAAUGAAAUGAUCCUGCCGUGGGAAGAUAUAUGUCUCCUUUCCCGUCAAUUUAAGGACGUCACAUCCAUCGAGGCCAGCUCAAACGAUUUAUUAACGCUAUCACUGAACGGCCCAUCGUCAUUAUUACCAAUGACACUUACAUCUCUUACGUUAGAACAUAACGACUUUUCGAGCCUUUCAGAUCUGCUACCACUUACUAAAUUAUCUUCUCUCAAGUCCCUCCACCUGAAAGGCAACAAAAUUAACACUGUUGGUACUGGCCUCCAAGGAGAGAAACCCGUGUUUUCGAACCAGUUAAGCUAUGCUGACUUGUCAUACAACAAAGUCGCGGAUUGGCAGUUUGUCGAAAGCUUGCCAGAUGCUUUCCCAGGUUUGACAGCUUUGCGAAUGUCCCACAAUCCAGUUUAUGAAGUUGCGGCCAAGCCCGGAGACGUGAUGACAAGCGCCGACGAAGGGUACAUGCUUACACUGGGUCGUCUGGCAAAUCUCAAGUCGCUGAAUUUUAGCACCAUUACGCCUGCUGAGCAGACAAAUGCCGAGAUAUUUUAUCUCUCGCGUAUUGCGAAGGAAAUGGCAGCCGUACCAGAGAAUGAAGAGGGUGCUGUUACUAGAAAGCACAGGAGGUUUUCUGAGCUGUGCAAGAUCUACGAAGCCCCUGUGGUGCGGCGGGCCGAGAAGGCCAUUAAUCCCGAUCUGCUUGAGGCACGACUCAUCAAGUUUACGUUUCGCCUCCCUGCAGGCACUCUUCCAGGCCAAACUUCAGAAAUCAGCAAGGUACAGGAGAUCCCCAGGGGAUUCGAUGUAUAUCGGAUCAAGGGCAUCGUGGGAAAGUUGUUUGAUCUCAGGCCCCUGAGCUUGUGUUUAAUAUGGGAAACUGGCGAGUGGGACCCUGUUGCUGGAUACGAAGAGGAAGAGUAUGACAGUGAGGAUUUAGAGGAAGCGGAUGAUUCGGUUGCCGUGGAUGCAGAAAGCCGAGGCGCAAAAGGCAAAUGGAUGAGGAGGGAGGUGGAGCUCGAGGAUAGCACGAGACAGGUGGGAAAUUCUGUGGAUGGAAUGGAAGCAAAAGUGAGGUUAGAACUCAGAUGA